Molecule: messenger RNA, 3034 nt
Organism: Antrostomus carolinensis (chuck-will's-widow)
Lineage: Eukaryota; Metazoa; Chordata; Aves; Caprimulgiformes; Caprimulgidae
Gene: CUL1
Product: cullin 1
Exons: 21
Coding region: 159-2486 (775 amino acids)
Biological process (GO): ubiquitin-dependent protein catabolic process
Cellular component (GO): cullin-RING ubiquitin ligase complex
Molecular function (GO): ubiquitin protein ligase binding
Source: RefSeq, a predicted model, not a curated record
UGCAGAUGAUCUUCCUGGGAAACGUCACUCUUUAUAUGUAAAGAAUAUCUCCCUGAGUUGCUCCAACUGAGUUUAGAAUGUUACUUGACUUGUGAUUCUGAUGGAGGAAUAACCAGAUCUCAGGCUGCUGCACUGGAAGACUUCACAGGAAAUACAAAAUGUCAUCCAAUAGGAGUCAGAACCCACAUGGACUUAAACAGAUCGGUCUUGACCAGAUAUGGGAUGACCUAAGAGCUGGAAUUCAACAGGUUUACACCAGACAAAGUAUGGCAAAAUCCAGAUACAUGGAACUUUACACUCAUGUUUAUAACUACUGUACUAGUGUGCACCAGUCGAAUCAAGCACGAGGAACUGGAGUUCCUCCUAAAUCGAAAAAGGGCCAGACGCCUGGAGGUGCUCAGUUUGUUGGCUUGGAAUUGUACAAACGGCUAAAAGAAUUUCUGAAGAACUACUUGACAAAUCUCCUGAAGGAUGGUGAAGAUUUGAUGGAUGAGAGCGUGCUGAAAUUCUACACUCAACAGUGGGAGGAUUAUAGGUUUUCAAGCAAAGUGUUGAAUGGGAUAUGUGCCUACCUCAAUCGACAUUGGGUUCGUCGCGAGUGCGAUGAAGGUCGUAAAGGAAUAUAUGAAAUUUAUUCACUUGCCUUGGUGACCUGGAGAGACUGCUUAUUCAGACCAUUAAAUAAGCAGGUAACAAAUGCUGUGUUGAAAUUGAUUGAAAAGGAAAGAAAUGGUGAAACUAUCAAUACAAGGCUGAUCAGUGGAGUUGUACAAUCUUAUGUGGAGCUGGGGCUGAAUGAAGAUGAUGCGUUUGCAAAAGGACCUACACUAACUGUCUAUAAAGAAUCCUUUGAAUCUCAGUUUCUUGCUGACACAGAGAGAUUUUAUACACGAGAAAGUACUGAAUUCUUGCAACAGAACCCAGUGACAGAGUACAUGAAGAAAGCUGAAGCUCGCCUUCUUGAGGAGCAGCGUAGAGUUCAGGUGUAUCUCCAUGAGAGCACACAAGAUGAGUUGGCACGAAAGUGUGAGCAAGUACUUAUUGAAAAACACCUGGAGAUAUUUCAUACAGAGUUUCAGAAUUUGCUGGAUGCUGACAAAAAUGAAGACUUGGGACGCAUGUAUAACCUUGUCUCUCGAAUCCAGGAUGGCCUUGGAGAGCUGAAAAAACUUUUGGAAACCCACAUUCAUAAUCAGGGUCUAGCUGCAAUUGAGAAGUGUGGAGAAGCUGCUCUGAAUGAUCCAAAAAUGUAUGUACAGACAGUGUUGGAUGUCCAUAAGAAAUACAAUGCUUUAGUCAUGUCUGCAUUCAACAAUGAUGCUGGCUUUGUGGCUGCACUAGAUAAAGCUUGUGGUCGAUUUAUAAAUAAUAAUGCAGUGACAAAAAUGGCUCAAUCAUCCAGUAAAUCCCCAGAGCUACUGGCACGAUACUGUGACUCUUUACUAAAGAAAAGCUCAAAGAAUCCAGAAGAAGCAGAAUUGGAAGAUACACUCAAUCAAGUGAUGGUUGUUUUCAAGUACAUUGAGGAUAAAGACGUGUUUCAAAAAUUCUACGCUAAAAUGCUGGCAAAAAGACUCGUCCAUCAGAACAGUGCGAGCGACGAUGCUGAGGCAAGCAUGAUCUCCAAACUAAAACAAGCUUGUGGAUUUGAGUACACCUCCAAGCUGCAGCGGAUGUUCCAAGAUAUCGGUGUAAGCAAGGACUUGAACGAGCAAUUCAAAAAGCACCUGACCAAUUCAGAACCGUUAGAUUUGGAUUUCAGCAUCCAGGUGCUGAGUUCUGGAUCGUGGCCCUUCCAGCAGUCCUGCACGUUCGCUCUGCCUUCCGAGUUAGAACGGAGCUAUCAGAGAUUUACUGCAUUUUAUGCCAGUCGUCAUAGUGGAAGAAAAUUAACAUGGUUGUAUCAGCUGUCCAAAGGGGAACUGGUCACCAACUGCUUCAAGAACAGAUACACGUUACAGGCAUCCACAUUCCAGAUGGCGAUUUUACUGCAGUACAACACGGAAGAUGCCUACACCGUGCAGCAGCUGACAGACAGUACCCAGAUCAAAAUGGAUAUCUUGGCACAAGUUCUACAGAUACUGUUGAAAUCAAAAUUGCUUGUUUUGGAAGAUGAAAAUGCAAAUGUUGAUGAAGUGGAGUUAAAACCAGAUACCUUAAUAAAACUGUAUCUUGGUUAUAAAAACAAAAAAUUAAGGGUAAACAUCAAUGUGCCAAUGAAGACUGAACAGAAGCAGGAGCAAGAAACUACACACAAAAAUAUUGAGGAAGAUAGGAAACUACUGAUUCAGGCUGCUAUUGUGAGAAUCAUGAAAAUGAGGAAGGUUCUAAAGCACCAGCAACUGCUUGGAGAAGUGCUAACGCAGCUGUCCUCGAGGUUCAAGCCACGAGUUCCAGUAAUUAAGAAAUGCAUCGACAUCCUGAUUGAGAAGGAGUACUUGGAACGCGUGGACGGCGAGAAGGACACCUACAGUUACUUGGCUUAACAUUUUGAUGAGCGACGCCUUGACUGUGUGACACUCGGCAAAUAGGUUUGUGAUGGAAGAAAGAAAGCACCAGAACUUCAUAGCAGCCGCCCUGCUGCCAUUUGGACCUCCCUUUUUAACCACCGAGACCAGGACUCCCAUCAGCCCGGCUCGGAUUUACAUCGGAACUGCUCAGGAUUGAUAACAUUUCAAGUAUGUAAAUAUGGACACCAAUGCCAUUUAACCUAAUUUAAGAACAGAAAGGAAUCAAACCCUUCUCCUCUGAGGGUUGCAUGCUACUGCAUUUAAAUCAAUACAUUGGCUAGAUGAGAAACAGCUGCCGGCGCAGGCAGCACUUAUACGUGUUGGCAGCACUUUGAGAGCGAGUCUGAAUGGACCCAUGUGUAAUCCGCUAUGAAAACCCAUUUGUAUAGUGUGUUUCAUUUUUUAAUGUGUGAUAAAUAAAAAAAAAAAAAUUAAAAGAUUUCUGUACAAGUUGCAUUUGGUUUUAUUGUUUUAAGUUUCAUGACUUACCUUUCUAAAUGUAAAUAAAAAUAAUGGUUAUGAAA